Hippocampus zosterae (dwarf seahorse) is the source of this 2697-nucleotide messenger RNA. It is a transcript of the gene slc25a1b, whose product is annotated as slc25a1 solute carrier family 25 member 1b. The transcript is spliced from 9 exons. Bases 330 to 1289 code for a protein of 319 amino acids. The record is from RefSeq and is a predicted model, not a curated record. Gene Ontology annotation, biological process: mitochondrial citrate transmembrane transport. Lineage: Eukaryota; Metazoa; Chordata; Actinopteri; Syngnathiformes; Syngnathidae.
UGCAGGUCGUGUUCGUGGGCACCCUUUAAAAAGGAGGUGGGGUGCGAUGCGAUGGGGGUGUGCGCGGUCUCGCCCCGCCCGGCAGGAAGUUCUGACUCGACGUUUACCAGCGAGGAGGCACAGCAGAGGAAAACGUUUUCCCUGUCACAAGUACUUAACGCGGCCGAAAGAAAGAAGCGAGUGCGUGCAGUCCCAAGUCCAAUGGUCAGGGGCGCACUCCACCCUUUGGACCGCGCCCGGUGCACAAAGCUGCAGCGGGUCUGCAUAAGUUUUCACCCAGAGCGCCGAAUUGAGCACGCAAGUGAAGCCGGGGGGUACCGACCGCAAUCAUGUCCGGACAGCCGCGCUUCGUGAACCCCUUUCACAGUAGGACGCACAGCCUCGCCGCUGCCGCCGCCCCUGCAGGCAAAGCCAAGCUGACCCACCCUGGCAAAGCCAUCCUGGCAGGCGGCAUCGCCGGCGGCAUCGAGAUCUGCAUCACCUUCCCCACAGAGUACGUCAAGACGCAGCUGCAGCUGGACGAGAAGGCCAACCCGCCCAAGUACAAAGGCAUCGGCGACUGCGUCAAGCAGACGGUCAACGGACAUGGCGUCAGGGGUCUUUAUCGCGGUCUCAGCUCGCUGCUCUACGGCUCCAUUCCCAAAGCCGCCGUCAGGUUCGGCGUCUUUGAGUUCCUGAGCAACAAGAUGCGCGACCAGAGCGGCAAGCUGGACAGCAAGCGCGGCUUCCUGUGCGGCCUGGGCGCCGGCGUGGCCGAGGCCGUGCUGAUCGUGUGUCCCAUGGAGACCGUCAAGGUCAAAUUCAUCCAUGACCAGACGUCGGCUAAUCCCAAGUACAAGGGAUUCUUUCAUGGUGUGCGCGAGAUCAUCAGAACUCAAGGUCUUGGAGGAACAUACCAGGGUUUGACGGCCACCAUUCUCAAACAAGGCUCCAACCAGGCAAUCCGCUUCUAUGUCAUGACCUCGCUCAGGAACUGGUACAAAGGCGACAACCCAAACAAAUCCAUUAACCCGUUUAUAACGGGAAUGUUCGGAGCGGUCGCCGGAGCGGCCAGUGUGUUCGGAAACACGCCGCUGGAUGUGGUCAAAACUCGAAUGCAGGGUCUGGAAGCGCACAAGUACAAAGGCACCCUGGACUGCGCCAUCAAAAUCAUGAAGCAUGAGGGGCCCAAGGCGUUCUACAAAGGCACCGUACCUCGUCUGGGUCGGGUGUGCUUGGACGUGGCCAUCGUCUUCAUCAUCUACGAGGAGGUGGUGAAGAUUCUCAACAUAGUUUGGAAGACAGACUGACACAGACGAACACUUCUGGACCGCCCUAAACCGGUUUCCUCCAGUUCUUGGUUCUUCCCCUGUCUACCUCUGAGUUAUCAGAGGCGUGCAAAUGAAAAGUCGCAGUUGGCUUUGUGAUUUUAUUUAGACUAUAAGGAGGUGCAGCAGAAGCAGCGUUGUCAGGAAAAGGGCAGGAACUUACUGACCAUGUUGAAAUGUGGAAGUGACUCAGGAAGGGAGGUUAAGUGUCGGAACGGAAAACAGCACAGCAACAACUUUCUCUUAAUUAGAGGAAAGAAGGUGACACAUUAAAUGACCACAAAAUGAUACUUGAAUAUUAUAGAGUCCUCUUACAUAUGCAAUGACAUAGAUUUUCUUUAUAAAUGAGAUGUGAUGGAUAGGAUUCAGCCUUUAAGUGCCUAUUAGUUGUCAGUUAUGAGUUUUUUUUCUGAGUUACAUGAAUCUAGUCAGCGUAAUGUUUUUUUUUUUUGCCUUUUCAGAGCAAUUAAAAAGCACUUAUAGUGCCUUCUAUGCCAUUCCACAGAAGCUGGGUGCCUUUAAGAGUUUAUAUCAGAUUAACUUUAUGAUACUAAUUGCCUUUUUCUGUCCUGAUGUCCAAUGUGCCAUAUCAGAGGUUGUCGGUGCGUUUACACGCAGUGCACUUGCUAGUUAAGAUGUUUACUUGAUGAUCUCAGCGCCAGCCUGGCCUUCAUAUACAUGCCUUGCUCAUGACUUCUGUAUUCCAUUACACUGGGGUUCUUAAACGUUUUGGAUCCAGGGACCCCUGACAGCGAAGCCAUCUUGCGGUAGCUUUGUUUGAACUAUGGCGAGGAGACUUUGAUUUGCCGCUAUCUAGAGCAGGGGUGCCCAAGUCCGCUCCGUGAGAUGCCGAUCCAGCCUGUUUCAAAUGUUUCCUUCUUCCAUCAUACCCCAUUCAAAUGAUCAGGAUCAUAAUUAGGUUUCUCAGAACUUCAACGACCGGACUUGUGCACCCCUGAUCGAUUGGCAAUGCCAAAGUGUUUUGCUUGGGGGUGUCAAUUAUUCACUUAAUUCUCAUAGUAUUCUUUUAUUCUGGAAAAGUGACCAAGACUCUCUAAAUAUUUUGUGCCAUAAUAUAUUCUCUUAACAAUAUGCCUUUAAAAAAUCAUUCAUGUAGGGAUGCCCAUUCUUGCAAUGGUUUAAAAAAAUAUGACAGCACUUUGUGGAUUAUCAUGACCAACAUGUCUGAGAAUUGAUGAAUACAUUAAAAAAACACAAACAACUUUUAGCAAGCAAAGCAAAAUUUUUUGCGAACACCCAGGAGUCCAGACACCCCAGUUUGAGAACACCUGUCUUAACAGAUGCUGACAUCAUAGUAUCAUUCCUGUGCCUUAAGUCUUUUUACUGGUUAUGCUUUGAUUGUUGACAAAUAAAAUCUGCUGAAAUUCGA